UCCUAAAUGCAGACUGCAUCAAAAUGUCCACCCGACAGUAUUUUGUCACUGGCGUCUUCUUUGCCGCUACUCUUCUGGGAGUGGGUGCCUUUAAUGGAUAUUACGAAUAUUACACUCACACAUGCAAUUUCAACCUAAAGAAUUUGAGUGAUGUCGAGUACAUUUUUUCCAAAUGGUUUAACAAGGCUCUUUACCUACGGUUUAAUAGCACUGUGGGGUUGUUUGUGGGAUACAAUCCACAUGGAAUGUAUAUUGCAGAUGUAUUGAACGAAGAUGAAGCGCAGCUGAAAUAUUGGCGGGGGGUGACGGACAGCUACUGCAAGCCCAAUGAUCAAAUUGAUUCUGAUAACAUACUGUCAAAGACAGGAACUUUUUUCCUAGUGAAAUAUACAACCUUUGACUUUGAGACAGAAAAUUUGAAACCCCAAUCAACUCCCCACUCUUCAAUUGAGCCAGAGGUGAUACUAAGUAUGCGCAGGCCUUCCAGCGGUGACCAGCCUGCCGUGUUGAUCUGCAGCGCGUACAACUUCUUCCCGAAGAUGAUCAAUGUCACAUGGCACAGAGAUGGCCAGGAGGUGACCGGUGGGGAUGUGAUCUCCAGUGAGGAGCGGGCGGACGGAGACUGGUACUACCAGAUGCACUCCAACCUGCAGUUCACCCCCAAAGCUGGAGAGAAGAUCUCCUGUGUGGUGGAGCACGCCAGCCUGAAGGGGCCCAAGGAGUUGGUCUGGGACUCCCCCAUGCCUGAGCUGGAGAGGAACAAGAUUGCCAUCGGGGCAGCUGGUCUGGUGCUGGGCCUCAUCGUCACUGCUGCCGGCUUCAUCUACUACAGGACCAAAGCCAGAGGUCUGCUAUGAGCAACACCAGCAAAACAUCCAGCACUCAGGACAUACUGUAUACGCUAACAUGACACUCUAUGACCUUAGACAUUAAUGGCAUGCAGACAAGUUUGUAUUGAUUUAAAUGGAGAAGCAGUGCUGGUGAACUGAACUACGUUAUUGAUUUAAAGUAUUAAAUCGCGGUCGCAUCGAACCGGUCGACCUCGAAGGCCGUUAUCCCUUAGCCUACUUAUUACCUCCGCCAAAAUGAUCUUGUCCACAUUAAAUAAACUCCAAACAGAUUCCAUUAAAAAACAAAAAUAAUAUAUUUAUUCAUAGCUGUAUAUUAUUGUCAAAGAAACAAUCAUCAUAUAUGAACCUGUCAAAAAUAAUUUUGAACAAUUGCAUCCCUUAAUACUCUUGGGCUUGAAAAUGUGGGUCUCUCCUUCUCAGAUUAAGAAGCAUGGACAAGUAUGUUGAUUUGUGGCGUGCUCUUUAUCCAAGCUUUUCAGUUUCCUUCGGAUGCUCUUUGGUAGGCCUACAAGGUCAAAAUCCAGAAGUCAAAAAAGAGAAAAUGUUUUCUCAGACUGGUUUAAAACCAGUCCAUAAAGGACAUAUUUAAUUUAAUAAAGACGUUUUAAUGGAGUGCCUUAGUCCGAGAAAACAUUUUCUCUUUUUUGACUUCUGAAGAAUGGACAUUAUUUUGUUAACUAUUGGAAAUGUUUUAUUUAAGAUGUUUUCAGUAUAUUCGCAAUGCAUUUGUUAAUGUACUGUAUGGUUUUUUUUUUCUCUUUGUUGUGGCUCAGAUGAGGGGUCAUAAAAUAAAUUAUAAAUGGAGGUUCAUGUUUAUGUUUUGUAUCAAAAUAAACACUUAAAGUGACCCCA
Sardina pilchardus (European sardine) is the source of this 1703-nucleotide messenger RNA. Its product is annotated as H-2 class II histocompatibility antigen, A-S beta chain-like. The transcript is spliced from 5 exons. Gene Ontology annotation, cellular component: MHC class II protein complex; membrane. Gene Ontology annotation, biological process: antigen processing and presentation; immune response. NCBI's taxonomy places the organism in Eukaryota, Metazoa, Chordata, Actinopteri, Clupeiformes, Clupeidae. The record is from RefSeq and is a predicted model, not a curated record. Bases 24 to 857 code for a protein of 277 amino acids.